AUGAGGGAGGAAAAAGGAAAAGAAGGAGAAAGAGGAAAAGCGACAGGAAAGAGAGACGAGAAAGAGAAGGAUGAGGACGAGAAGAUUGAAGGAGGAACAGUGGCAAGAGGAAAAGAAGAGGGAGAAAGAGAAGUAAGAGGAAAAGUGGAUGAAGAACGAGGAGAGAAGAGAAGUCACUCGAAAGAUCAAGACCCGUCAAUAUACUCGGAGGUGAUGACUCUUGAUUGGGAGGAGGCGAAGAAAAUAAGGAUAAAAAGGAGGAGGAUAAGACUGAAGAAAAAUGGGGAGAAGGAGGAGAAAAAGAAGAGAAAUGAGGAGGUGGAGAGAAAGAAGAGGAAAACUAAGGGAAGAAGGAGGAAGAGAUGUAGAAGAUGA
Molecule: messenger RNA, 375 nt
Organism: Ilex paraguariensis (yerba mate)
Lineage: Eukaryota; Viridiplantae; Streptophyta; Magnoliopsida; Aquifoliales; Aquifoliaceae
Source: the annotation of a GenBank genome assembly